AUGAAAUUAGUUAUAUCAAUUGUGACUUCAUUCAGUGUUACAGGUAAAAAUGACAUUAGUUCCGCAUGCCAUGGAAUAUUUUCAUCAGGUGUGACUAGAGCCGAUCGCAUGGUAACUAAGGCAGUUCGGUCAUCACUGAGCGAGCUUCGUAUCGACAGAUGUGAUGUUUUGUUUAUUUUAGAUUUUGUAAAAACAAGGAUAUCGAUAAAUUAUGUCGGGUUUUUAUGUUCAAAGAUUGUCGAGUUGAUUAAUCAAGCAUCACUUUAUGGUAAAGAUACUGUUCGCGUUCAACAUCUUCGUCAUGUACAAGAACUUAUCCUACGGAAAGAUCCAAGUUUACUUGAUAAUUUUCUUGAAGAAGUACUUGGAUUCCAAUCAGAUAAAAGUCCAGAAGUACGAAAGACAAUCAUCUCAUUCAUUGAAGAAGCCUGUCAACAUGAUCCAGAAGUUAUCGUCAAAGUGAUCGAUAGUCUUCAACUUCUACUCUACGAUGAUAAUAUACUUGUACAGAAAAAAUUAGUUGUCAGUAUGAUCACAGUUUAUCGUUUGACAUUGAAAUGGCUUUCAAAAUCUCGACUUUCUGAUGAAAAUGUACGCAGUAUGUGGAAAAGUAUGGCGAAUGUGAAAAAUUCGAUUAUUGCCAAACUCGAUUCAGAUAAUGAUGGACUUCGUACAGUCGCAAUCAAAUUCAUUGAAAUGCUCGCACUCGUUUUAUCCAGACGUUCGCAAGAUUCCAUAAUUCCUGCAUCGAACGAACAAGAUUUUUCACUGAAUUUAUUACAAGAAGAUCAUCGAAUACUAUGUCGAAAUAAACUGGAACAAGAAGGCAAAGAUGUCAUGGAGAAACUACUCGAAUUCACCCUAUCACAACAUCUCUCCAGCGUGAAUCUAAUCGCUGCCAUGGGUGCAAUAGCAAAUAUUGCUCGUCAAAGACCAGAUUACAUGAGUCGAGUUGUACAAACAUUUGAAGCCUUACAAGUGAAUCUACCACCGACCUUGGUGGAUUCUCAAGUUAGUAGUGUGCGUAAAAUAAUCAAGUUGAAAUUAUUGAGCCUGCUUAAACAUCCGGCUUCCUUGGACUUUCAACCACAAAUCACUACAUUAUUGACUGAUCUUGGUGCAACACAAGCAGAAGUUCUCAAACAUCUUCCUAAAGGACCAACAGAACCGAAACGUAAAUUAACGCUCAGCAAUAAUGAAAUCAAUGCGAAGAAAUCAAAACUAAGCACUGAUGAUGUACAUAUGUUCGAUAAAGACGAUUCAAAUAGCGGUAUAUCUACUAAGGGUAUAUCUUCAGGUGUUGCUCAUGGCCCGAGCGGCUCAUCUACUUCAAUGCAUUCAUCUUCAUCUCAUCCUCAACAUCAAACCGCGAUUGAUAUCACCGCUGCUGAUCUUGUUGGCAAAUUAUCCAUUGGCAAUGUUGUUGAUCUCGUACUUGUAUCAAUGCUUCAUCUACCCGAGAAGAUGCCAGCAUCAUUUCAAUCAACCUAUACGCCUAUUGCUGCGGCUGGUACACCUGCGCAGAUUGAGCAUUUAGCACGAUUGUUGGGCGCGCAAUUGACAGCAGCCGGAUAUGGCAAAGGUUAUGAAUUAAUGAAAUCUCAACAGCAAGUAAAAACAUCCGUUGACAACGACAUGGACGACGGCAAAUUGGCUUCGAACUCGACAGCUGUUGCUCGUGAUGGAUCUUACUCUUCAUCUUCGGCAGAUGUUGAGAGUAAACCAAAUGUAUUAUCAGCUGGCGACAACGAGUCAAAUGAUAUGUUAUCGACCACAGCAGGAAUUACUACCAUGUCAACAAUUCCAGGUGUACAGCAGAAGAAAAUGAAACCAUUUAAACUAGCUGACGCAAUUAAACCAAUCGAAUAUGACGAAAUGCAACGAAUGUCCACCGAUUCAUUUUAUCGAAUUUUAAAUUCAGAAGAUGUUUGUGAAACAGCUGGAGUCGGUCAUGUGCGAAAGAAAACGAUGACCUCAUUAGUGUGUUUAUCCGAACGAAGUUUUCGUGAUAUCUACGAAGAUUAUAUCUUUGCUGAAGUUCGUAAACGUUACGAUCUCGCUUUUGCAUGGUUAUACCAAGAAUAUGUGUAUGCUAACGGAUAUUUGAGUAUCUUAGAUCCAAAUAAACGAAAAGAUUUUACUAAAUACGAUGACACACUGUGUCGUCUCUUGGAAUAUUUGCAAGAAAAACCAGAUCAACGUGAUGGUUUAUUUUCUCGAUUGUUAACAAGUGCACCACUGAUCACAGAUAAUGCCUUACUUGUCUUAAAAAGAUAUUGUCAAGACGAGAAUCGUUGUCAAUUCGGUAUGAAUACUCUAAGAGAUUUAGUCUUUCGUCGAGUAAACAUGCGUGAAAAGUUCUUGGAUAUAUUACUUGAUUUUACUCAUAAUGAGAAUAAUUCUGUCCGAACUAAUGCAAUACGAAUCGCGAAAAGUUUGUACGAAAAAGAAGACUUCAGGCAAUCAAUUGAGCGACACGCUUUGAAAUUUUUGAAACACUUAACGGCAUCUCAACCGCCUGAAGCACUUUUUGGUGAAGACAAAAAAGCAUCAACAAUACCAGUUGAUACAUGGACGGAAGAAUCGAUUCGGCUUUGUCUACCAUUAUAUCUCAAUUUAAUGCCAUUGAAUCAUCAGCUAAUACAACCAUUAGCAACAGUCUAUACGGCGGUUAACGGUGAUAUAAAACGUGUCAUCAGUCGUGUUUUGGAAGUUCCCGUUCGUGGAAUGGGUAUGAAUAGUCCUGAACUAUUGAAACUAGUUGAAAAUUGUCCCAAAGGUGCUGAAACGUUAGUAACGCGUAUUAUCAGUAUUCUCACUGAGCAAACUGCGCCCUCGCCUGCUCUAGUUGAAAAAGUGCGAGAUUUGUACCAAAAGCGAGUCUCGGAUGUUCGCUUUCUCAUACCUGUACUUACCGGUUUAGAAAAGAGAGAAAUUAUCAGUGCAUUACCUAAACUCAUCAAACAAACUCCACCAGUUGUGAAGGAAGUUUUCAACCGACUCUUAGGUCUUAAUGCUUCGCCUGAAGCACCACACACAAGUCCCAUCUUACCCUUUGAAUUAUUAGUUGCUCUACAUCAAAUCUCACCAGAAGAAUGCGAACUAAAGACUGUCAUGAAUGCGACUACAUUAUGUUUCAAUGAACGCACGAUCUACACACAUAAUGUUCUUGCCAUUGUUAUUCAACAGCUUGUGGAUAUCAAUCCAAUACCCGUUUUGUUUAUGCGAACGGUUUUACAAGCACUGAGUUUCUAUCCAAAAAUGGUCGGUUUUGUUAUGAAUAUUUUGCAGCGAUUGAUCACGAAACAAGCAUGGAAACAAGCGCGAAUCUGGGAAGGUUUCAUAAAAUGCUGUCAAAAAACUCGUCCACACUCAUUUCCAUUACUUAUCCGACUACCUCCCCCGCAAUUAAAACAUGUUUUGCAAACAGCACCUGAACUACGCGAAGGUCUCAUACGUCACAUACGUUCGAUGUCCGCACCACAACGUUCGUCCAUUCCAUCAUCGAUCUUAUCGGUUAUUGAGGAUAAUUCGGAAACAGUCUCACCAGAAAUUCGUAUCCAAACGAUUCCGACGACAGCGUCUGCGCCAACUGAGCAAUAG
Messenger RNA from Adineta ricciae, 3603 nucleotides. NCBI's taxonomy places the organism in Eukaryota, Metazoa, Rotifera, Eurotatoria, Adinetida, Adinetidae. The record is from the annotation of a GenBank genome assembly.